CAUAACCUCAAAAUCAACCGGGUUUCUAGUUUAUGACGCUGAAUUUGUUACUUGCGUUUAUUGGUAUGCUUAAAAGUUUACCGUGCCUUAAGGAUUGUUUAUCGUGUGAAAAAUUUCGGAUAUCGUCAGGAGGUAACAAGAACUUCUUCUACAAGCAGAAAAAUGGAUGACGAAGAGGUGCGAAACUCCGAGGCCGAGGAUGGGGAAUAUUACUUUGAAUCCGAUCACCUGGCACUAAAGGGGAAUAAAGAUUAUACAGCACUUUUAAAAACAAUUGUAAUACUAGAGGCUCAGAGAACCCAAGGAAUCGCUGACUUGGAUAAAUUAUUAGAAAUCCAAGCAGUUGCGGUAACGGAUCCCAUAUCUUUCGUCGCCAGACUACAGGAUGGCGAUCUUCUCGAGCUUCCUGGGCCACAAAAAAUUGCUGAAAUUCCCUACAUUGAUUGGACUCAGUAUAAUAUAGUAUUACCCGAUAGCUCUAUGCGACCACAAACUCGGCAUGGACCGAUUCUUCCUCAACUUCAAAUAAAAAGCGAACCUGACGAUGGAAAGGUUCUUGUACGAGGCCGAGCAUUUGACCAAACAAAACCUGAGACAUUCAACCAGCUAUGGACAACAGAAGAACAGCGACGUUUAGAGGAACUUUUGGUCGAAUAUCCGCCUGAAGAAGUAGAAAUGCGCCGUUGGACCAAAAUUGCCAAUGCACUUGGUAACCGAACGCCUAAGCAAGUCUCAAGCCGUGUACAAAAAUAUUUUAUCAAGCUACUCAGAGCUGGACUUCCAAUUCCCGGAAGAGGACCGAAAGUUAAAUUGGAUGUUAAAAGAAGUUUGAAUCACAGACACCAACGAAAUAAUUAUUUGUUGUUUAGACCCUCCACGUUUUUUCCACAUCAGGACAUGUCUUUCAACAUUGGCGACGAUAUGCGCGAUAUGUCGGUGACUGAGGACUCGGAGGAUGAUGGUGGAAAUGGAACCACUGAAGAUACUGCAGAGUUGAGACAUAUUCAGUUGCUUCGACAAGUCAAAGCAGAAAAAGAAGAUGAACAGUUGCAGGCUUAUCAGCAUGUUGGAUACAAAUGUUCAUUGUGCGAAGAAGAGCCUCUGAAGGGAACCCGAUGGCAUUGCGAAGAUUGUCAAGGUAAAACGAAUCUCUGUGGAGAUUGUGCUGUCGCACAAUUGGAGUCUGAAACGCCAAUGCAUUCCCCGUUACACAAAUUAUGUGCCGUUCGACCAUCUCAGUCAAAUAGAAGCUACGACACGGAUUAUUUUCCACAAAACUUCAGUAAUUCAUCGUACAAUUACCUAGAUCCUAAUUUUCUGCCUGAAUAAUUCUAUUUGAUAUUUUUAAAUCAGCACGAAGUAUAAGUGCAAAACAAUUUGCUUCGUUUUAAUGCACAAUCAUUGAAUAAUUUCGCGUAUUGGGAGAUAUUAUCAAAUCAGAAAAACGACUAAGUCUUAGAAAAAAUGGUUUUAUUGAUACUAUACACAAAUUUUAGUUUGCUGAAUCAUUUUUAGCAAAUAUCACAUAAAUUUUGGUUUCUAGUUCCCGAAAAGUGCCGUUCCGUAAACUGUUUCGUAUCUCCUUGAAAUAUUCUAGGUAAUGGUGUAUGUUAUGUCUGAAAUUUGAAAAAGUUCGGUAGAAGUAUAAAUUGCCCUCAAAAUAUUGCCAAGAAAAAUGCUCUUCAUUUUACUUACAUCAUUAAGAGAACUGCGCCCAAGAGUUCUUUGGUCUGAUACAAGUGAUGCAGAUACGCUCUCGUAUGAUUCAAACAUGUCAAACACUUGCAAUCUUUGCAAAUAGGUGUGAAAUCAUCCGCAUACCUUGAACAAUUAAAAAGUAAAUCAGAUACUGUUUCGUUCAAUUCAAAAUAUAGAUGCACAGAGAAUGUAAAUUACCGUUUUUCUGAUAUCGAUAUCAUAGGCGAUUCGCCGGUUUCAGAAUGAUGGUAUAAAAAUGUGAGUGCACAUGAUCGUUCGGUGAUGAGAUAGGGAUAAGAAGAAUCGAAUAAAUCCACUCCUAGUUUGAUGAGAUUUAUUACAGUUACGGGGUUCCAGGCACCCAUCGUGACACGCAUUUUGUCCUGUGGUAAUAAGCUCUGAAAGAAAUAAUGCGAUCAGGUUGGAAAAUAGAAUAUUCAAGAAGCUGAGUAGUGCAUUUUUUUGAUGAUGUACCAACAAUCGUGUGUUUGACGAUAUCUUCCACAAACUGGAAAGGGAUCUUUUCAGUUUCUGGUCCGUUAUUGUGUAACCCGUCAAUAACAUAUCCAGCCAAAUCUUUGCCUUCUAAAUGUUUUAUGCUCAUUUCUCUAGCCGUUGUGUUGUAUCCACCGC
Molecule: messenger RNA, 2331 nt
Organism: Neodiprion fabricii
Lineage: Eukaryota; Metazoa; Arthropoda; Insecta; Hymenoptera; Diprionidae
Gene: Atac1
Product: ZZ-type zinc finger-containing protein 3
Exons: 6
Coding region: 163-1329 (388 amino acids)
Molecular function (GO): zinc ion binding
Source: RefSeq, a predicted model, not a curated record